Molecule: messenger RNA, 928 nt
Organism: Lolium perenne
Lineage: Eukaryota; Viridiplantae; Streptophyta; Magnoliopsida; Poales; Poaceae
Product: putative lipid-binding protein AIR1
Source: RefSeq, a predicted model, not a curated record
GCUUCUUCUUCCUCCUCUCAGACCAGCUAAGGCUAGCCAAGAGCAAGAAGCUAGAGUACUUCAAGCUCGAAGCUAGCUAGCUACCCAGACACCAUGGCCCGCAUUGCGCCGCUCCUAGUGGUGGUGCUGCUCUCCGCACUGGCCGCCGUGCAGCUCUCCCCGGCGUCGGCCUGCCCCACCUGCCCGACCCCGGUGCCUCCGCCGCCGCCCAAGGUGACGCCCCCGCCGCCGCCGUCGUCCGUGCCGUGCCCUCCGCCGCCGCACUACACUCCCACGCCGUCGCCGCCCACGCCGUCGUCGCCAACGGGGAAGUGCCCCGUGGACACGCUGAAGCUGCUGGCGUGCGUGGACGCGCUCAACGGGCUGGCGCACGCGGUGAUCGGUGCCAGCCCCAGCGACACCUGCUGCCCGCUGCUCUCCGGCGUCGCCGACCUCGACGCCGCGCUCUGCCUCUGCACCGUCAUCAAGGCCAAGGCGCUCAACACCAGCCUCGUGAUCCCCGUCGCCAUCUCGGUGCUCGUCAACGAGUGCGGCAAGCACGUGCCCUCCUCGUUCCAGUGCCCGUCUUAUUGAUGAGCUCCAGCAGUUACCAUGUAUCACCCUGCAUCUGCAAUUCUGCAUGCAUGGACUAAGCUCUCUCCAUGUGAGUAAGUACACGCGUAGGAGUCUUGCAUGUAUGGUCAUACAUACAAACAUGUAUAAUAAUACCACAUAUGCAUAGCUAUACAGGUUCAUGCAUGAACAGCUCUAUAUGGCUGCUUGUGGUGUGAGCCUUAUAACAUGCAUUGUACAAUUGUGUAUCAUAUAGUAUCUCGUGCAAACUAUAAUUGCAUAGCAUAUAUAGGUGUGAGUUGUGGUGUUGGUUUUGUAGUAUUCUUUUGAAGAACUAUGAAUAAAUCCUUUUUGUAAUGUAUAAGAAGUUUUCACA